Messenger RNA from Pieris brassicae (large cabbage white), 1017 nucleotides. RefSeq lists its product as uncharacterized. The coding region runs from base 61 to 1017 and encodes 318 amino acids. The transcript is spliced from 2 exons. NCBI's taxonomy places the organism in Eukaryota, Metazoa, Arthropoda, Insecta, Lepidoptera, Pieridae. The record is from RefSeq and is a predicted model, not a curated record.
CACAGCUUUAGAGGUGGUAACAGUGCGUGUGUAAAGUUGCAGUGCCAGAGUUCGUAAGACAUGAGUUCGGUUCAAGAAGAGAAGCUUCCAGAAGGAACUCAGAAGACCCACGUCCGUGAGCUUCGCAACACAGAGUUGGUAUCGCGACUAUUGGCUGCAACACCACCAUAUCUCUACAGUGCUUUACCCUUGCAACCUCAUGCUUUCUUCUUCAGUGAAAUGCUUAGAUCCUUUGUCAACGCUCGCCAAGGUUGUCGACCACCGCACUAUCACCGCCGUUUUAAGCGCAGAUCUCAUAAAUACUUUGCUGAAAACGAAAACGACUGGAGACGAGAUUGGGCAAAACAGGAGGAAGAAAAGAAAGAAGAAACAAGACCAGAAGUUCCCCUAGAACUAACCGUGGAUAAGCAACCCAGGGUUUGUGAUCCGUUGCCUAGAAGACUUUCACCUAAACCUGAGCCGCCAAAGUCGAAUGAGAGUCCUGGACCGCCAGGACGUCAAUCAUCAUUCGUCGAUGUGGGUACAGAAGAGCUACCAAAACCAUCUCCAUGCAUCCCAAGAAAUAUCGAACAAACUGUCCCCCAACCUAACCUGAUCCUACCACCUCCCCCUCCCAUGUGGUAUCCACCAAUUUAUAACCCCCAAUUCGGCGUAGAUCCUCUUAAUUUUUUCAUUGAUUUACGCGUGUCAGGACAUAUAUAUGAUAGAAAGAGAGCUGUAGAAGAUCCUAGUGCUUCUGAAACCCGAGCAGAGGAGCCCCUAGAAAAACGAUUGGGCAAGGAUUUUGGGCAAAGACCUAGACAUUUAUCGGCUUUUUCUGUACCGGUGCGCGGUGCAAAUGCUGAGGAGUAUUUUGAGAGGAACAGUGAGUUCAAUAAAACUGGCGCUUCAUACGUUAUGAAGAAUUUAAAACGCGUCUAUGAUGGCCUGCAUAAUCACGAACGUAGAGAAGUUAAUGUUUGUAAAAGUGACGAAAAAAACUUGGAUGUUGACGAUGAACAAACAUUAACAGAUUAA